CAGGCAACAACAGAGCCCAAACCCAUCUUCAACGCAAUCAUAUCUUUGAAGAUUUCUCCUCCAAACACGAAACACUUCGAUCACUAGCCUCUACCCCAAGAGCUAACGUUACCUUUACACCAUAAUGCCACCCAUCCGCCUCCACAAAGACGACCCCAUAAAACCCACCUCAGACACCACCUCCACCUCCACAGCAGCAGCAAAACCGCCCUCCGAAUCGACCCCCCAAACCGCCAACCCCCCUCCCACACGCACCACCCCGUUCUCCCAGCCCGCCACAACCACAGCCUCAACAUAUAACCCAUCGAACGACACAGCACCACCGCCGCCCCAACCAGGCGCCCGCCCCAUCCCUCCAACAUCCUCCCCUGAAGCCGCACAAGCACAAACGACCGGAACACCCUCACCACCUCAACCAGGCGCAAUCCCAGGCCCAACACCAACAGCGACAGCAGGAGGUGGUCAUGGAGACGGAGGCUACACAGCAACACACAUCACGACUCUGACCCACGGCCCACCACCACAACUCGGCAUCCCUCCGCCUACAGACUCGCAGCUCGCGGGCCGCUCGACCACGAUCUCGACUACUGCCCGACAAAACAACGCUCCUGGACCAACAACAAUUCCCCUCGGACCGGCUGGGUCUCCGUACCAACACGCGCAUUCUGGCGGCGCUAUCCCCUCGCAAACUGGUUCAACCGAACCACAUCAAAGACCUAGCCUGGAGCAUCCACCCGGAUACAUGCAAGCGCCGGACCACAUUGGAGGAGGAAGAGGAACACCGGGAUGGCAGCAGCAGGCCCAACAUGAAGGUACUGGCAGUGAUGAGUCGACCGGAAGUGGUGUGGGAGAAACUGCGUGGAAUUUGUUGACGAGGGCUGGGGAGGCGUUGAAGAAGGGUGAGGAGGCGGCGUGGAAGGCUGUUAGGAACAAGUAGACAUAUGACGUCUCAAAGCCGAAAGGUAUGACGUGGCGAUGCUGUGGAACUCUCAGUUUUGAAGCAGAGACAGUGCACUAGAUAGCAACACAAGUAUUAAGAAAAUCGACAAACAUCUAUUGAC
Molecule: messenger RNA, 1061 nt
Organism: Westerdykella ornata
Lineage: Eukaryota; Fungi; Ascomycota; Dothideomycetes; Pleosporales; Sporormiaceae
Exons: 1
Coding region: 125-937 (270 amino acids)
Source: RefSeq, a predicted model, not a curated record